AUGGGAGUGGCAGUAUGGGUGUUGCCUCCUGGAUGGAAGUGGCAGUGUAGGGUUGCCUCCUGGAUGGGAGUGGUAGUGUGGGUGUUGCCUACUGGAUGGCAAUGGUGGUGUGGGUGUUGCCUACUGGAUGGGAGUGGUGAAGAUAGUAUGCGAAAAAUGCGAGAUUUACAAGAUGAACUGGAGCGUCUCCGGAGAGAGAUGAACAAGAAACCAGAAGCACCGCAAGUUGAAAUGGCACCAAUGUUUCCAAUGCCUUAUGCUGGGUAUGGGCAGCGACCUCCUAGUCCUCCUCCUCAACCUUAUCCCCCUCCCCAAAUGCCUGUUGCAUAUCCCCCACCACUGUCACCAAGGCAACCAGGUGCUGGGUUUUUAGUUUUCUUUGAUUUCAUCAUUGGAUUGGAUCCAAGCUCUAAGAUUUUAAGAUUGAUUACAGCUCAGUGGGAGAAGGAGAAUGAGCUUGGUGAUCCAACUACAUUUCCAGUCACCUACUGUAAUCCUGCACAGCAACAGCCUGGAGGAUACGGUGGAUUUGGUGGUGCUACCAUAGCAACCAGGCAGCAAGUACCAAAUGCCAAACCAGAGCCAACUACAGCAGUUGUGUGUGAAGUACAGUUAUCAAGCCAACCUCAUGACAGUAAAAGUCUGGUGUCUAGGGCUUGGGCAAAGCUUCCGUUGUUUGAUGAACAAGUGCGUUUACUAACAGGUAGAUGGAAAGCACCGCUACGCAUAACACCAGUACGUCCAGAAAUAUCAUUUAAUGAACUCGCAACCAUUCCACAGCUUGGAGGAGCUGAGCUUUAUUACAGGGUAGUAGACUGGAGAGAUGCACCAAGAGAAGGAGGACUUCCUGUCAGUAUGGGAUAUGCACAACAUUACACAUUUGCACCACAGCCAGGGACAAGCUAUGGAGGUGGACCUUAUGGAGGAGCUUACCAAGGAGGUGGUGGUGUAUAUGCAGGUGGGGGAGGGGGAGGAAGUCGAGGAGGAGGACCAUAUGGAGGCAGUGCCCAGCCUUAUGCAUCUCCUUAUGCAGGGGGAGGGGGAGUCUAUGGUGGAGGAGGAGGUGUACCCCCACCACCUCCCUCACCACCCCCAAGAGAAGAGUUAUUGCUGCCAAUAAAAAGUACAAAAAGGUACCACACUCCACUGAGAUCAAAACAAAUCUCAUCUAGAGUGCAUCCUGCAGAACCCAUCAUUGCUCUACCUCCUAAGCCUGUACCAGUCGAUGUUGGAACUAUUCUUGGAUUGCAAGUAGAUAGAGUGCGCAAUGCACUGGAUGGUGAAGGUAAGGUGCGUUUAACAGUCUAUCAUCAAUACACUGGUCAGCCAGCUAACUCUGGGGACACACCCAUCACAUGUACAACUACACCGGUACAGAGUAAUUUCAAAUAUGGAUAUCAUGUCUUUGGACAACAAGAGGCAAUCUUCACAGAUGUCAGUUUCCAGAGUGAUAUGAUUUUAGUGGCAAGAUUCUAUUUACGCAAGCGUAUGAAAACUGAUAUAUGACAGAUGAUUUGGCAUUGCAGUACACUACUAGAUGAGAGAACUGAUUGCAUGGACUGUCAUGCCAUUAGUACAGUUAUGGU
Molecule: messenger RNA, 1586 nt
Organism: Saccoglossus kowalevskii
Lineage: Eukaryota; Metazoa; Hemichordata; Enteropneusta; Harrimaniidae
Source: RefSeq, a predicted model, not a curated record